AUGGGUUCGAUAGGCCCAUUGAACGAGAUAUGUGUGCCCAUGCUCGAUCAAUAUGCGUAUAAGAAACGAAAACUACGAGUUUGUACCAUCGGAGCCGGCUUCUCGGGACUGAUUUUUGCACAUAAAAUCCAACACGAGCAGCCUGAACUGCAAGAAUUUAUCGAGAAUGUCAUAUUCGAAGCAAACGACGAUAUUGGUGGAACGUGGAAGGUCAAUACAUAUCCUGGCGUACAAUGUGAUGUGCCCGCACAUAUAUACGCAUUUCCAUUCGAUCCUAAUCCCAACUGGUCUAAAUUCUAUGCAGAUGGCAGUGAGAUCCUCGAAUAUUUGCAAAAGGUAGCCGAAAAAUGGAAUCUCAAACGGGAUAUUCAAUUCCACACUCGAGUGAUUGGUCUCGAUUGGAUAGAAGACCAGGGACAAUGGAAAGUCAGAGUUCGCCAAAACGGGCACGAGGAAAGAGAAGAACUUUUUGAUGUUAUCGUCUCCGCGCAAGGAUUUUUGAGCCAGUGGAAAUGGCCUGACAUUCCUGGCAUUCACGACUUCACAGGCCACAAAGUCCACUCCGCCGCGUGGGACCACUCCUACGACUACUCGCACAAAAGAAUCGGUAUCAUCGGCAAUGGCUCGUCGGGAAUCCAAAUCUUGCCUCAAAUGGCCAAAUUGCCUGGUGCUCAAGUGACGAGUUUCCAACGCGGCGCGACAUGGAUCACACAGAGCCUAGGUGAAGCCCUGGGUGAUGCCGGAAGGAAUUUCAAUCCCCGGUAUACGAGAAAUGAACAACGACGAUUUAGGGAUCCGCAGAAACACAUGCAGUAUAGGAAGAUGCUGCAGCAUGGAAUGAAUAAAGGGUUCCGACUUUUCCGCAAAGGCUCCGUGCAAAACGCCAAAUCGACCGAAGUCACAACGGCACGCAUGCGAGCCGCGCUGAAGAACAACGAAGCUCUCUGCGAACAACUCAUCCCGAACUGGACGCUAGGCUGCCGUCGCCUCACGCCUGGCGAAGGAUACCUUGAAUCCUUCCUCCUACCGAACGUGACAUUGACCAAAUCGCCCAUCACCUCGAUCACCGCAACGGGCAUUCAGACAGAAUCCCGACACCACGAUCUGGACGUCAUUGUCUGCGCCACGGGCUUCGACGUCUCCCACAUCCCACACUACCCCGUCACCGGCCGCGGCGGGAUGACGCUGGCGAAGAAAUGGGCGGACGAACCCGAAUCCUACCUCAGCGUCGCCUGCCCCCAGUUCCCGAACUACUUCAUCUUCACGGGCCCCAACGCCACCGUCGGCCACGGCACGCUGAUCACCUCGAUGACAUGGACGGCGAGCUACAUCGUCAGGUGGCUGAACAAGAUUGCCGGCGAAGACAUUCACAGCGUCGCGCCCCGGCAGGACGCCACGGACCAAUUUGUCCGCUAUGGGGACCAGAUCCACAAGACCCUCACGUGGACGGGCGGAUGCAAGUCGUGGUACAAGAACCAUAGGGUUGAUGGACGGGUGACCGCGACGUGGCCGGGUAGUGCGUUGCUGUAUCGAGAGAUCAUUACCGGUGAAUUGCGUGGUGAGGAUUGGGAUAUUAGAUACCGGAGUCCGAAUCGGUGGAGAGGGGUGAUGGGGAAUGGCUUCACGAGGCUGGAGACCGAGGCGGAGGAGAAGGAGAAAAGUGGUGGGGAGCCUGUCGAUUUGGCAUUUUAUAUCACGACUUGA
Rhinocladiella mackenziei CBS 650.93 is the source of this 1704-nucleotide messenger RNA. RefSeq lists its product as uncharacterized. Gene Ontology annotation, molecular function: NADP binding; N,N-dimethylaniline monooxygenase activity; flavin adenine dinucleotide binding. The transcript is spliced from 5 exons. The record is from RefSeq and is a predicted model, not a curated record. Bases 1 to 1704 code for a protein of 567 amino acids. NCBI's taxonomy places the organism in Eukaryota, Fungi, Ascomycota, Eurotiomycetes, Chaetothyriales, Herpotrichiellaceae.